GAUUCGCGGAGCCGGUUCGCCUCCACAUGAGCUCACAGGCGCAGUUAUCGCAGUGAGUGAUAGAGGACAGAUGGUGUGUCUCCGAGAUAAAGCAUAAAUGUUGAAUAGGUGACGUAAACAAUGGGCUGUAGUUGAGAUCCUGAGGGAUUAUUGGGUCAUGACUGAAGACGUGUUCAGAAACACACAGGUGUCCAUGAAGGUGGCCGCUUUGCGCUUUGUGGACUUGCCACUGUCCGUCUAUUACUCUCUUCCACAGGUGAGUUUGAGCACCGGCACGAAGAAGCUCUUUGCCGCCACUGCCUUCGGCGCGGUCUCCCUCAUCUACCUCGCCCGACGCUUCAGGAGGAGGAAGGGCAAGAAAAAAGUCAGUUCGCCUGAGCAGGAAACGUUUGAGUUCCUCACCACUGUCCCGCUGAAAAAAGAGACAGAGUGUCAAAAUCUGCCUCUGAAUUCAAAGAAUUGCUACUCAUGUAAUGUGGUGUCCAAUGGCAGCUUGUACAGCAAGCUUUCGGGCUCACUGCCAAGCCUGGCCUCCGUGAGGAGCAGGCACUCCUCCAGUAGCUCCACCUGUGCUAAUGGCUCUAGUUGCUGGGAUGGAGCAGGAGAUGAUGGUGACGUCUGUAACCUGCUCAACAUCCCCGUCACCACUCCAGAGAACCUCUACCUAAUGGGAAUGGAGUUGUUCGAGGAGGCCCUGCGGCGCUGGGAACAGGCGCUUACAUUCCGCAGUAGGCAAGCAGAAGAUGAGGAAAACUGUGCGUCCGUGAAGGUGGGAGCUGGAGAUGCCAUUGCAGAAGAAAGCAUGGAGGACAUCAUCAGUGUAGAUUUUAUUCGAAAGCUGGAGUCCCUGCUACAAAGAGCCUAUCGGCUCCAGGAGGAGUUUGAGGGAGCACUCGGAAUGACAGACCCUUCACCACGUCCUAGUAAUGACAAGCACAUGGAUCUCUCUGUGCGGGAGGACUUAGAGGACACUUGUCUACGAGAUUCAAUCAGCAUCGCCUCAACAGAUUCCUUCGUCUCUGCUGCAGAGUUAUCUGAGCACCGAGAAAUGAGGAGUUCCCAUGCACUGGGGUCUCUGUGUCAUCAUCCCUUUUAUGAGGACGCCCUGCAGUUGGCUGAGGAAGGGAAGAUCUCCUGUCGAGUGCUAAGAACUGAAAUGCUUGAAUGUCUUGGAGACACUGACUUCCUAGCAAAGCUACACUGUGUACGACAGGCGUGUCAGGUCAUCUUAUGUGAAAGAACAACUAGAGCAUUUCUGGCUGACACUGGAAAGAGGAUAUUGUCUUCAAUAAUUGUCAAAGCAAGAAAGAGCCCGAAGAGGUUUGAGGAGGUGUUUGAAGAAAUGAUCUGCUUUCUGGAGCAAACAGACCAUUGGGAGAACACUGAAAUGGAGCUUUCUGCAAGAGGGGUUAAACAUCUGAACUUCUUCGACAUUGUUCUUGACUUUGUCCUUAUGGACUCAUUUGAGGAUCUUGAGAAUCCACCUAUCUCUAUUCAAAAUGUGGUCAACAAUCGUUGGCUCAACAACUCCUUCAAAGAGACGGCUGUUGCAUCAAGUUGCUGGUCUGUUCUGAAGCAGAAGAGGCAACAUAUGAAGGUUCAAGAUGGCUUCAUUGCGCAUUUCUACGCAGUGUGUGAACAUAUAAGUCCUGUUUUGGCUUGGGGGUUUCUAGGCCCUAAAAGUUCCCUACACGAUUUCUGCUGCUUUUUCAAGGAACAGGUGCUGUUCUUCAUGAAGGACAUUUUCGAUCUGGAUAAAGUACGCUACUCUAGUCUGGACACUCUGGCAGAGGACAUCCUGCACCUGCUUCACCGACGCUCUGAACUGCUUCUUGCCUAUCUGGGCACUGACAUGAUCCGUCACCUAAAUGGCUGUAAUGCCACACCUUUGCACCUGGUCCCCAGUGCUUUGCUGGAAGCACAGGUUCAAUGACCUACAUCAAUCUGUCACUCCCUCCACAUUUUCAUGGAUGUUUAAAUCACUGCGGAGUCCACUACACACCAUGACUCUUGUCUUCCAAAUCAUUAUUAGUGCCAUGUCAAUUCAGUGUAAAGUUUGUGUAGUGUUUAAAAUUAAGUGGGUAAGAAGGGAGAGAUGUUUUUAUAUGCCUUUCACGUAGUGUUCCAGUAGCUUUAAUUUUUUACUUUGAACAAAAGAUUUGCACAAUGAAUGAUCUGAAUCUUUGGGUCCUUGAUGUAUUGAGACUUGAAAGCAUAAAUAUUUUCAUCGUUCUGAAAAAAGCAAUUAGGUCAGAUGUCUUCAAGUAGGUAACUUGAGUCUCCAAACAUUUUAUGGGAAUUAAUGUUCAACCCUGGCCAUGAAUUCAUUUUAGACUUUCUACUUUUAGUGAUGCCAUGAGUAUUACAUGAAACAGCUGGCUGUUGUGAAUUUAAGUCAUUACUUUAUCUAUUACAAGCCUUACAGAUAGUACAUGUAUUGUGACUUUGUAUUUUGUUUAUAAGCAAUGUUACGCCAGUAUACAUGUACGUAUUAGAUGAAAUCACUAAAUGAAAAAUAAAAUCCUCAAAGCCAGGUUUAA
Molecule: messenger RNA, 2540 nt
Organism: Labeo rohita (rohu)
Lineage: Eukaryota; Metazoa; Chordata; Actinopteri; Cypriniformes; Cyprinidae
Gene: miga1
Product: mitoguardin 1
Exons: 16
Coding region: 158-1933 (591 amino acids)
Biological process (GO): mitochondrial fusion
Source: RefSeq, a predicted model, not a curated record